ACUUUUGGAAAUUCAGGCUUUUUUGUCUCUACUGAAUCAGUGGUGAUACUAUUUCCCUCAACUCAGAGAUGAAUGUUGACAGAGUACUAAGUUUUUUUGUCGGAUAAAAGUUUCAAAAUGACCCAGUUAUUGUAUAAUUAUGAUGAAUGUGGACAGAUUACCGAGAUUUUUUAAUGGAUUAAAGUUUGAAAAUGACUUCCAGUGUUUGUCUGAUUAUAUCUUCCGAUUUACACUGGACAAGAUGAUGUCGGUUAAUAUUUCAAGUUCUAAAUAUCUCUCCCAUUCAUCACUUAAUCUUUCUGGCUCUGGCCUAGAGUCUCUAAUUGGUGUUUUUGGGUUAUCAGUUGAUAAGUUGUGACUUUUCAUACAGAAUGAAAUAUGUCGAAUGAGAUUGGAUGAUGCAGUGCUUGAUGAACUUGUUCGUGAGUACUGUGUUUACAGGGGAAUUGUGGAAUCUGGAAUGAAAACACUUUCUGAACCAGUAAAAGGUAAUCCGCUUGAAUUUGGGUGGUGUUCAUCACCAGAAUCUUCCGUUGAUGUGGAUCAUAGAGGUGCUAAGCGUUCAAAUAGUGAAACUUCUGCUUCUACUAAUCUGAGCAACAUGCAAGGAACUGAUGUCAAAUUAAGAUUUGCUUCUGAGCCCACCAAUAACCACGAGGAUUAUAGCCCCAGUGGGUCACAUCAUUCUGAAAAUUCAAGUCUCUUGAGAAACAGAAGCCAUGGAGCUGGCGAAAGAAGUAAACGUAAGCGAUGAAGCGGAAGAUAUGAUGAACUGGAUUUUAUUUCUGAUAAUCAUU
Messenger RNA from Hibiscus syriacus, 797 nucleotides. RefSeq lists its product as uncharacterized. The transcript has 2 exons. The record is from RefSeq and is a predicted model, not a curated record. The coding region runs from base 386 to 754 and encodes 122 amino acids. Lineage: Eukaryota; Viridiplantae; Streptophyta; Magnoliopsida; Malvales; Malvaceae.